AUAGUAGUAUAAAUAGUCAUGCCUAGCUAUUUUUCAUUCUCAUUCAGUUACAACAAACUGUACGAUUACCAAAAGUUUAAUACCAAUUGCCUCUCUGUUUUUCUCUCUGUUUUUUCUUCGUCUUCCUCCUCUAGCUUAGGGUUUCGUUCACCAUUGUUGCUUCAAUUUCAAGCUUUUUCACUAUGACUAUGAGUUUUAACAUGGUAUCAAAGCUUUGGCGGCCUGACCAUAGCUCAUCCUACAAUUCUUCCGCUGCAAUCAUGGUGGCCUAACCUGUGCUCAUCUCGUUUCUUUCCACCGCAAUCUUCCUCUUUGUUUAAUCACCAACAGAAAUUCCCAAAUUAACAGAUCAAGAACCCUAGAAAUUGCAUCUUCUUCAUCAUUUCUGUAUAAUUACCAGUCAAAUACCAAAGAUUUGUACAAUUACCAACUGAAAUCAACAAGAAAAUCGAGUCUGUACAAUUACCAGCAAGAAAUUCAAGCAAUUGCUUCUCAAGAUCCAGUCUUUUAGCUCAUACAGUAGUCACAAGCUUAGUAGCUGUUCAUCUUCAAAGUUUCAGAAAAAAAUAGUUCAUCUUUAAGAUCCAGAUAUUUGUGCAUCUUCAAGAUUUGAUAUGGCAACCUCAGGUCAACAUUGCAAUACAGUCUCUGUUCAUCUUGAUGAUACAAAUUACCCCACUUGGCAUUUUUUGAUGCAGCACUACCUUCGUGGUCAUGGAUUGCUCAAGUUUGUAGAUGGUUCUUAUCCAUGCCCUCCACAAUGUCAGAAGGCCGAUUAUGAUUCUCCCUCUGUUAAUAACACUGGAGCUUGUGAAAAAUGGCUGCAACAAGAUAGUUUUGUUAUCUCUAUGAUUACCAAUACUCUCUCAGCUGAGGCUCUUACAUUGGUAAUUGGCUGUGAAACUUCAAUGGAGGUAUGGAUCACUCUCAAACGACAUUAUGCAGCAAAUUCUGAAUUUCACAUUAUGCGAUUAAAGUCUGCUUUGCAAAAUAUCAGAAAAGGUGCAGAUUCGAUAGACAAGUAUUUGUUGCGCUUCAAAACUGUUAGAGAUCAUUUAGCUGUUGUUGGUAUUAGAAUAUCAGAUCAAGAGGUUAAAAGUUUGAUUCUUGCUGGUCUCCCUUGUGAGUAUGGUCACACUAGACAAAUUAUAAGAGAAAAAAAUCCUAUAAGCAUGGAGGAAUUAAGGUCCUUACUUCUUUCUGCUGAAUUUGAACUUGAAUUGAAGCAUAAAACUCAUCCAGUGACACCCUUAACUACAGUGGUUGCAAAUAAUAGCUCUAUGUCAUUCCCUGACUCUCAUUUUAGUUCAUUUGUUAUACCCUCUACUACUGUGCCCCAACGUGGCAAAAAUCAUAUUGAUUAUAAUAACACUUCUACAUGUCAUGUACCUGUUGUGGCCAAGUCCAGUAUCAGUGCUCUUACUAGUACUCAUACAAGUCCAGUUACUCAAAUUGCUUGUACACCACAGUCGGCUAUUUUGUCAAAUAAUGUCAACAUUGCUACUGCAUACAUGAGUAAUACUAUGGCAUCGAAUGGGAACUUUGGUAUGCAAUCUAUGCCAAAUAACGGAUGCAUGAUAGAUUUUGUUUCUACACCUAGUGGUCUCCUGAUUCCCAACUCUGGCUCAAAUUUUGUUACUCCAUACACAUCUACUGGUGCAACACAACAGCUUGGUGACUUUCAUCAUUCCCAUGCAACUUAUGCACAGCCACAAGUCAAUUCUAAUGGAAGAAUCCAGUAUAAUUGGGGAUUUUCUCAACCCAACAGUAACUUCAUUCUACAAAGUGGUAGGCUUCAGCAAAGCAAUGGAUUUCAAUCUGGUAUGGGUACUUCUAAUGGUUAUCAAGCUUCAUUUAAUACUAAUGCAAUGAUGAAUGGUGGAAAUUGCUUUCCUCGUACUGGUUUGGUUAGGAAUAGCGUUGUAUCUCCUUCAUUAGCUCAAUACAAUGGUGUGAUGAAGAUGGAUAACUCAGUUUUGGAGGAAGCUGGCAAUGGUCAGGAUAUAAAGGAGAAUACCUUGAGUACAGAGAAUCAGGUUGAUGAGACUCUGGAUGUGGUAGAUACUUCUGUUGUUGUUACCUUGAAGCCUGAAGAUGACGAGGGUGUGGACUUGCAAGAGAGAAAUAUGGAUCCAGAGGAUACUGAAUGUGAGAGUACCAACUCAAAAGAUGCUAUGUCUAUCACUGAAGCAAGGCAAGUGGUUAAUAAAAGUUCUGCAAAUGAGGACACGAAGAAGAUUCAGGUUGGUGCAUCACCUAAAGCGUUGUCUGCUUCCAUCUGCACUCAACCAAAGCCACCCUCCACUGCUACUGAGCCAAAUAACAACUCUUUUCAAUCACAAGUUGUCAAGCCUCUAACAAUUACAUCUGCAUACCCAUUAUCAGUUCCUCCUCACCCUCAUUUGCAGCAAGCUCCACUCAAGAAAAUUGAAGUUUUGCGAACACCAGGAACUUGGCUACUUCCUUCCACUCCGGACAGAAAUCUAAUGCAUUGCAGGCAUGCUUGUGAGUCUACGAGUUUAUGGCAAUCACUUCCUCUCAUUCCUCCUGGCUGAAAACACAUUCUCUGAUGUUCAACCAUUCUCUGCUGCAACCUAGUGCUUGGGGAUCCCAGCACUAGUUUGAGGGGGGAUGUUAAGAGUAUAGGACAAAGUCAAGUUGAAAAUGGACUGCAUCAUGAUGAACACAUGUCGUGAUCUGCUGCAGUUUGUUACACCAGUAAUAGAAAUAGUAGUAUAAAUAGUCAUGCCUAGCUAUUUUUCAUUCUCAUUCAGUUACAACAAACUGUACGAUUACCAAAAGUUUAAUACCAAUUGCCUCUCUGUUUUUCUCUC
Molecule: messenger RNA, 2834 nt
Organism: Rosa chinensis
Lineage: Eukaryota; Viridiplantae; Streptophyta; Magnoliopsida; Rosales; Rosaceae
Exons: 2
Coding region: 615-2555 (646 amino acids)
Source: RefSeq, a predicted model, not a curated record